Porites lobata is the source of this 6121-nucleotide messenger RNA. Lineage: Eukaryota; Metazoa; Cnidaria; Anthozoa; Scleractinia; Poritidae. The record is from the annotation of a GenBank genome assembly.
AGACAUGAAGAAAACGUGAAUCAGUAUAACCAGGCAACCGUAUUUGUUUCAGAGAACAGAACGUCAGAUAUAACCCAGUCUGAUGGCAUUGAAGCGAGGCUACGAAAGAAGCUGUUUGGCUCUGGAUAUGAUCCUGAAUUGAGACCUGUUAUGAACCAAAGCGACAAGGUCACUGUUACGCUUGGAGUCUCUUUGCAUCAAAUUAUCGAAGUGGUAAGCCGCCGCAAAUACUCAUUACUUUGUAAUGUCAUCCUAACCCGGCCCACGGUGUUUUCCAGGUACGCUGCAAUGCGGAUGACAAAAGACUGAAGUUUUUACCCAUUAAGAUUUUUUCACUGUUUCCCCUGGCUGUGUUUGGACUGAAGGACAUAAAAAAUUUAUUUCUUUUUGUCACUUUUGAGCUUUGUUAUGCGUCUCAACAGAUAUGAAUCAUUAUAUAGAGUACCGCCUUAUUGGCAUCUUUAGUUGUAUUAAUCUUAGUUGCGGGAGACAAGAGGAGCCCGCAAUUCUAAUCUCCCGGUUGUUAUUACGCAUGCGUCGCAUGUAUGUAGACGUAGACAGCAUUCAUUUGUACUUUCACUAAGAAUGAAUGGAAUACACAGAACGCUCGUCUGGACCUUCUGUUACUCGUAAUCUGAUCACGCAUGUUUUGACUAUCUGUCACGUGAAACUUACGCAAAGUGGAUUGAUGGAGCAAAAGCGUUUUGACCUUCGAUCGUUGUCGCCAGCACUCCAUAGUUUUGUAUUCCACAGUUUUGGGGCAAUAAAGGAGAAAGCUCGCUCCCCAUAUGUUUUAAGAUGGCAGCGGGCCUGUACCAGUAGUUCUUUAUCAGAAGAACGUAACGUCCUUGAUUGUCUAUAGUGAAUUAAGAGGUCACAUAGAUAGGCAUCGGGCAUAGUUGAUUAAGACAUUUAAAAGUCAGUAAAAUUUUAAAACGAGUAAGCUCAUGAACGGGUAACCAAAGCAGAUCUCUUAGCACAGGUGUAAUAUGUUCGUGUUUACGUGAACCUGUUAGAAGUCGGGCUGCUGAAUUCUGGACGUACUAGAGUUUUCGGACUUGAUCCUGCCUAAAACCUCAGAGUAGUAUUAUAGUGGUCAAUCUUGGAUGUUACGAAUGCGUGGAUCAAAGUUUCACAAUGAAGGAAAGGGAUAUGUUCAUUGAUUUGAGCAAUGUUGCGCAGGUGGUAGAAAGCAGACUGGCAUAUGCUGUUUAUUUGUUUGUCCAUAGACAGUGUCGAACCACGUACUGAUGUUCUUUGCUGAGUUCGAUGAGUAGAUCACAUCUGAGCAAACACGAAUAGAUUCUAGCGGGGGUUGUGGUCGAUAUCGGGCGAGCAAAACAAGGAGCUCAGUUUUGUCGUGAUUGAGCAUCAAUUUAUUGGGUGACAUCCAAUUGUUAACAUCGUGAAUGCAUGACUCAAUGCGCAGUUUGCCGUAGUUGGUUCGCCAGGAGCACUCGUCUUGAAAGACAAAUAAAUUUGGUUAUCAUCAGCAUAAAAAUGAUGGUUCAUGUUGUGUUUACUCAUGAUGUCUGUGAGAGGCUAGGUGUACAUGGAAUACAGGAUGGGACCCAGCACUGAGCCCUGGGGAACACCACAAAGGAGAUUCCGGUUUGAUGAGCGCUCAGUCCCGAUCUUCACGAACUGGGUCCUCCCGGAUAAAUAAGGUUGUAUCCAACCUAAGGCUUUCCCAGUUAUUCCGAAACGAUGUUUUAGCCCAGUAAUGAGAAUGUGAUGGUCUACCGUGUCGAACGCCGCUGAGAGGUCUAGUAACACCAAUAUAACACACUCUCCGUCGUCAAUGGCACGUAGAAUGUCAUUGUGUAUUCGCCUAAGCGCUGUUUCAGUGCCAUUUGCGUUCCAGUUUCUUUCUUUUAGGUUUUUUUAAGUCUGAUGUGAUCCGAGUACCAAGGUGUAGCAGGUCUAAUAGUUACGAUACGUGACUUAGCCGGAGCAUACUUGUCAAGUAGUGACCGCACUGUGUUAGUGUAACAGUCAGUAAGUACUGACACAUCUGUAAAAUUAUGAUUCGUCAGCGUCGAAUUCAUGAUAUCCUGAAUAAAGAGGCCACUAUCCAGCGAGCGCAGUUUUCGGUAUGUAAUUGUCCUUCUCUCAAAGCUCGGUUUAAUCAAACACAAAGUUUCACUGUGUACAGCACAAUGAUCAGAUAUGGCAGGAUCUGAUUCUCUAACAUUACGCACAGGUUCUUUUAUAACUAAAUUGACCAGAAUGUCAGUAAUUCUAAUCUGUUAAAUGAUUUUCAGAACGAGAAGAACCAGUUUAUAACAGUCAGUCUCUGGGUUCGUCAGGUAUUCAAACGUUCUUUCUUUUUCUUGGAACCAUUGUAUUGCAGAAAAGAUAUCUCUCUCGUUUAGUGUUUGCUUGUACAGGAUUAAAAACUCCUGGGAUUCAGAAUCUUUUCCCGAUGCCAUGUUUAUUUUAAAGUGACAAUGAAAAUGAAAGCGAGAAAAUGACUUUACCAUGAGUAUUUUUUAAAAUAUUGCCUUACUUGUGUUUCUAGAUUUGGUUCGAUCCGUUUUUAACCUGGAACGAGUCAGAAUACGCAGGCAUAAAACAAAUCAACAUCGACGCUAAAAGUGCGUGGAUACCUGAUAUUUAUCUGUACAACAAGUAAGUCACUAUUUUGUAGACGCCGGCCGCAUUCAUUUGUUCAUUUACACGUCAGGUACUCUGCAGGAUUUGAAGUGAAUAAUUGCCUGCCUUGUUGGUUGAUAGUGCUGACGCUCAGAAUGAUGGUGCGCUGGACAGAUUUAAAACCAAGAUUGUUCUCAGUUCAAAUGGAAGGAACAUGUGGCUCGGACCAGUACUCCUCACUUUCUCAUGCAAGAUUAAUGUCAACUUUUUCCCCUUUGAUGAACAGGUGAGCAUAGCUACCAGUAGGUGGGAGGAUAUAACCUAUAUGAGUAUGUGCCAGGGUUAGCUCGAUUCCAAACAGUUUAUAAUUAGUCUGGCGCAGGGUAAAUAAAUUGGACGGCAAAUUGUAUUAUCUGACACUCACAACAGACAUAUACCUAAGCUCUAAGUUCCUAACUGCCGUACUGCCCUUGCUCAGAAUUCUUUAUGUAUAGCUCUACCACCUUUCGGAACUCGUUGUCUACCAACAUUCGCAUCUCGCCUUCGAUUUUCCUUUCUCAGUUUAAAUCUUCGCUAAAACAUUUCUUGUAGGAAAAGUGUCUUGUCAGGGUUGAUAAAUCCUACAUAACUUUGAUUCUAUUUUAGCCAGAUACUUUUAUUAUCUCAUGUUUAAUAACAUUUUUUAAAAUCUUAUUGUAAUUUUGAUACUUGUAAAUACGCUGUAAAGUGAUUCUGAAAACUUCUCCGUGGAGAGUCAAUGAAUUCAUUUGUUAUUUGUAUUUAUUGAAUAUAUAUAGAUUAUAAUUUCUGGUUAAUGGCUGUUCGUUGGGAUAUGGUGUUUACUUCAGAAGGGUGGAGGGCCCCGGGGGUACACGCCUAGCCAAUGAUUCAUACAACACUCUCUUCCCCCAAUCUUGGUGCAGUAUGAAGGGUUAUAAAGAAGACUAAAUAUCGGGAAGAUGCGUUUGAAGGGUCAUAAAGAAGACUUAAAAUCGGGAAGAUGUGUUUGAUCUAUUUAAGCUCCCACUUAAAGCAGUAAUAAAUUCAUUUAAAAUCUAAUUUAGUUGUGCUCCAUGAAGUUUGGCUCUUGGACAUAUGAUGGUUACAGAGUUGAUGUACAAAUGGAGAAUGACGAAGGUGACAUUAAAAAGUUUAUCAGCAAUGGCGAGUGGGAUCUGAUAACAAUGAAAGUACAAAGAAAUGAGUUUAUUUACGUCUGUUGUCCUGAACCUUACCCGGAUGUGACGUACACAGUCCAAAUAAGGAGGCGCACAAUGUAUUACUUCAUGAACUUGAUAAUUCCAUGUGCGCUAAUCACGUGUAAGUUUUAGUACAUUAAUGUUUUUACGCACUUAUAUUGAAUGUUAGUGGAUUGUUGGCUCUAUGCGCGGAUAACGUGUGAGAGGUGAUGCACUGAUAUUUUUACGCGCUAAAAACGUGUAAGUGGCAGUAUAUUGAUGUUUUCAUGCGCCAACAACGUGUGAGUGGUAAGAAGGUUAAAUUUGGAGGUUUUAUUGAAAUACUUGAUGACAAAAUGUUUUUCCUAUAAAAAGUUACGCAUUCAUUCGGGUUUUACAAAAGAAACGAUCGUUCACAGUGAAAUUUGAUUACUAGAUCAUUAAUGCAAAGAAUAAGGUUAAAUAUAUUCAUCUGUCUAACAAAAAAAGACUUAUUUCGAAAUAAAACAAAAAAAACCAAACAAAAAAUGCAGUCUCUGAACAAAUCUUUAAAAGGCUUCGGGCUUCAACUGCAGCCUCAAUUACUAUGUAACCACGCGAUAAGAGGCCAUUGUAAUUACAGCAUGCUGUCCAUGACAAAAUGACAGCUCCGCCGUCUUAUAUCUCACGUUAUAGCGAGCGUCUCACUACAGAUUUUCUGUACAGAUACGUUUUUAUUUUUUGUUAUGGAUCAUUUGAUAUUUACCUCUCUCCCUUUUUUUCUUAUUUUAGCCCUGACUCUGUUGUCGUUCUUUCUCCCUCCUGAUUCUGGUGAACGCAUUACACUGGUGAUAACCAAUUUGUUGGCUAUGACUGUGUUCAUGCUGAUAGUGGCCGAAAUCAUGCCUGCCACUUCGGAGGUCGUCCCACUGAUUAGCAUUUACUACACUGGAAUCAUGUUCGAGGUAACUUAGAUACGAGCCAAUAACAUAACCUCGUCGCCGUCAUGUAACCUCACUGAAAAACGUGUUACCAGGCUCUGGCUACAUCAAACUCAACUGAUGGGAGGAGUACCAGGGGCAUGUAACACUGAACCAAACCUCUCAGCAGCUCUUCCCUUAUCUUCAUUCAUUCAUUCGUUCGCUCGUUCGUUCAUUCCUUUAUUCAUUCAUUCGAUCAUUCAUCCACUCACUCGCUCAUUCUUUACUCAUUCCUUCCACUAGCGCUAUAAUAUUCCAUGAAUGAAUUUAAUAUUCCAAAGUUAAAUCUUUUGGGUAAUUGUAGAUUUCCGAUUUAUCUCUGCAUUCUACAUGCGCUGAAUGAGCAUUGAAUUCACGCGCGAGACAGCGAUAAAACUUCUACCUGCUCAGUUGUCUUGAAUUUGAUGAAAAUGUCUUCUUCAAAUGUUUUUUAUCGUACAAAAUUCACCGCUCAUUACUCAUGUAGGAACGCAAAUUUGAAUUUGAUUCUGCUUGCGGUAACGACUAACGGACUCAUUUUUCAAAUAAUCGAUUCAUUAAUUGAAUCUAUAGGGGUACGCUUGACCUAGUGCGACUGCAAUUCAUUUCACUUCUCUAAUAUAUCUUAUGAUGAAUACAAGUGUGGAAUGAGGCAUCACAUGUUUAUCUUCUUUUUAAUAAAAUAAUCUAUUAUAGGUCGCUCUUUCCUUGAUUGCAACAUGCAUGGUGUUGAAAUGCUACUACAAUAACCCUGCUGUCACAGAAAUGCCCAAAUGGAUAAGAGUUAUCGUCUUAAAUUGGCUUGCAAAAAUUGUUCGCGUCAAAGUUCCAGCAGGACUCAUAAACGCCAUGGAAAAACACGUUCAAGAACAAGAAGAAGUACGAGAGGAAAUUGACUUCGAGAGACGAAACUCAAUCAUUUCCCAGCCCAUUACGCGUCAAAGGUGUUUCAGUUCCCCUGGAGACUUCCAAUCAAAGCCUUGCACCACAAGUUCACCAUAUUGUGUCAGAAGUCGCUCGAGGACGGUAUCGUCAGAGCCGAGAGAAUCUGGUUUUGAAAGGGAGGCCUUGUCGACAACUGGACUUCCUAAGCUAUUUCACAAGUUUGAGAGCAGCUUGCAAUCCAUUGAUGAAGAAGAAACAAAUUCAUGGGCACCGGCGUUGUCUGCACCCAGUAAUGCUGCUCAUUCAAUGGAGGUCAUCACGAAAGAGGCACUGCUCAAACAAGACAUACUAUUAAAUAAUGUACGCAGGCUCGUGAAUGUUACGAGAAAAAAAGAAAAGAAUGACAUUAAGAGAGAGGAAUGGAAAAUCGUCGCCUCCAUUGUCGAUGCCUGUUUCUUCUGGCUGUUUAUGGGAGCUCUUCUUAUUUCUACUCUUGUCAUUUUUCUACAGGCUCCAAGUUAUUAA